Molecule: messenger RNA, 10407 nt
Organism: Rana temporaria (common frog)
Lineage: Eukaryota; Metazoa; Chordata; Amphibia; Anura; Ranidae
Gene: CRYBG1
Product: crystallin beta-gamma domain containing 1
Exons: 22
Coding region: 383-7933 (2516 amino acids)
Biological process (GO): visual perception; lens development in camera-type eye
Molecular function (GO): structural constituent of eye lens
Source: RefSeq, a predicted model, not a curated record
CUAGCAGAGCGGCUGCAGGCUUCAGCCUAGCACUCUCCUGAUUUAGCUCCUAAAUGAGAACCGUCUCCCAGGAAUGGAUCCCUAGAAGAGGGGGGUUGCACUUUAUUUCAAUACGUUAAAGCGACAGCAGCUCCGGCAACUGACACCUUCCUGACGCUUGGACUGCAGCAUCUGCACACAUGUUGCUGGCUUUCUGUGGCUUCUUCUGAAUUGGGACCAUGUGUAACAGGUAAAGGUCUUAUGUCGCUUACUGGUGAACCAGCCAGUCGUUUCUUUCCGGUCUCCUUUAUUUAUUUGGAAUAAUUCCACAUCGGUUGUUUUUCUUUUAAAAUUCUUCUACCUGUUGGGAGUACGUUGUUUUUUGGAUUAGAGAACCGAAAGAAUGGAGAAGAAGGGCAACAGUUUUCGAAGGCUGGGGAGGUUCUUCAAAGGCCGUUCCAAUGAGACAGAGAAGGGGGGCAAUGAGGUGCCAUCACAAAAUACAAGCCCACCUGGGGUGGAAACCACUGGACCUGGUGAUGUAGCCAUUCCUAAGGAGCUCUCUGGAUCUAAGGAGCAAACCUCACCGAUGCAGACGCCGUCAGAGGUCAAGAAGAAACCGUUUGGAAGUUGGAGAAGCAGGCGGAAAAUUAUGAGCGAUGCAUCCAUCUCUCCUCCUUCGUCCCCGGGUCCCAGUGACAAAUCGUUUGACACGUCUGAUGUUGAUCCAGAAUAUAGGCCACAUUCAUUGUCUUUAAUUUUUGUGGAUGAUAAAGAGACCACCGUUUCCAGUGAGAGAGACUCCCAUGUUGCUGUUCAGGAAGAUCUGGAUAAGUCUAAAGCAUCGCCUACAGAGUCGCCCAAGAAAGAUGUGACAAGAAAGCCCGUCUUGGGAAAAUUUGGAAACCUUUUUAACACCAGUAAAAAAAAACAAGGCAAAGGCAUCGCUGAGUCUCCAACAAGCCCUACUGAGAGGUCAGUGACUACAUUUAAAUCAGAAAAAGAGGUUGUAAAAGAACGGAAGAAAGUGAUCUUAGUAGCCUCCUCUUCUAAAGUACAAACACAAGCACGCAGCUCACUUCGCGUUGAACCUGCAUCAGAUCAGGUCACCCAGCCCGUCUCAGAGGACUCUGCACUCCCUGUAGAUCAAAGUGAAAAGACUACAAAUGGUAAUGGGAAUAUUGCCCUUACAGAUAAGAAUACAGAAAACACACUGGUGAAAAAACUUCAGCAAUCUGUAAUUGAAAGAACUGCCGUUCAGACCGAUACGUUUUCAAACAGAAGUGAUAUAUCUGCACAGAACUCAACAUCUAAGACUGACACCCAGAACAGUACUGCACCACUGGUAAAAGAAAUAGAGCAAACUAGUAGUAAAAGUGCUACUGCACCCACUGAUGCACUUUCAGAUAUUAGUCAUAAAUCUGUAGCGAACGUGACACCUAAAGUCAACCGCCAGAACAGUAAUGGGAAAAACGUGCAGAACUUAACGCAAUCCCCUGGAAGAAGAGGCUCUACGGAUGGAGAAACCACUAAGACCAGUGUGAGGAGACUUCAAGUGUUUUCACAAGAAACAAACACUACCAAAGAGGAGUCCCCCAAAAUAAUGCCAAGAAAGAGUUCAAGGUUCUCUGGCAAAGUCACAGACUCAAAAUAUAAAAUAUCAGAUAAACCUAUUCAGAAAGUGGGGAGCACAGAGAAAAUAAACUCCACAAAGUUACCCUUCCAGGUUACAUUGCCAGGGGAUUCGCAAGACCAAGGGUCAGCACCAGCUGAACAGAGUCUGUCUCCAGACAGCGCAGGUGGUAGGAGUAUUUUAAGGAGAAGAGCAAGUAGUGGUGACCUCUCACCAGCUGUCAGCCCUUCAGAAGGUGACAUAUUUACAGGAUCUUUGCAAGACAAACCAAAGAAUCAAAGUGCUAAUGGGCAAUCAAAUAAUGGAAAAGUUUUAGCAUUUGAUAUUUACUUAAGUAAAACUGGAACAAAUUCUCCCACGACCACACGAAGCUCUACGAGUGGAGAAACAAUGGAGAGAAACAGUCCCAGUAGCAGAAAAACAAACCGGAAGCGGCGAUCAUUUAAAUCCCAGAGCAGUCAGAAUGAUGAGAAGAAAACUGAUAACAUCGUUCCCCAGGAUGAUGUUUUUGAUGAGGGUAGCUUUAAAGGUACUCAGGAAAAAUUAGUCAUGCCUGAUAGUAACGUAAAACCUGCUCCUCUGUCACCCGAGUCUAACGGCACUGUAUCAGCCAACCAAGAAAUAAAGGCGGGAGCUAAUCCCAAACUCUCGCCCAAGGGUGAUUCAGACAAAGAUAAACAGCAACACCCAGCCUCCAGCCCUGUGAAGAAAAAAAAUCCUGCUGCCUGGGCUCCCUCUUCUCCAACUGUUCGCAAAGCACAGAGUAGAGAUUUUGUGUUUAGAAAUCAGACUGUAGCAGCUGCUGCCAAAGUAUCUGAGUUUAACCAGCCUGCCCUUGUUUCUACAACAAAAGACGCCUACGUGGAAAAGGCAUAUGUGCCUGGAUCCUUAACUGGAAGCGGAGGGGAGGAUUUGAAGGAUACUGUACGGGACAUAAGUCCAACAGCAGCAGGUGUUCUCCCACAGGACAGGAAGAGCAUCCAGGGAGUGCAGGCUCAGAGCAAGACCGAAUCAGACAAUCCUAAAAGGUUCCAUUCAGAGGCAGUAAAAGCGAAUGUUUCUUUCAAUGACCGCAAUAAAUCGACAGUAACAUCUAAGCUCAAUAUCCCACCAAAACCAAAGAAUGUGGAACUGUCAGUCAAGCCAAGGGUUGUUGAUACUGUAGAUGAAUCUUCAUUUGAAGUGCAAAUACCCAAAGGGAACAUUGCUAGCAAGGUUUCUUUAUUCGAGAGCAAGAAAACAAGCCACAGGCAAGUUGACUUUUAUGCAACAAAGAACAUUUCUCAGCCAAAGAAGUUUGUGGAAAGAGCCAAACUGAACUUUGGAAAACAGGUCAAAGGGAAUGCCUUCAAAGACAGCAGCUCAACUGUUAAAUCAGCCAGUGAACCUCAUUCUUUCAGUAACAAAAACACUGAAAGUGGCCAUGGUGUAGUAAAGGCAGACAAGUCUGCCAACUAUAAGGUGAAUUGGAAACAAAGUGAAGACAUUUCUCAGGCUCAGGAAAAUCCGAUGCCGAUGGAAGACAGUAGAAAUGGUCUGGAAACGUCACCAGGAACCAUAAACUCUCUACAGGAAAGUAUUUUGCCUUCAGCAGAAAAUGAACAACACAAGGACCAGCCUACUGAAUUAGCCAAUGGUGCUAUUCCUGUAACUCAAGGUAUAACAGACAGCAAUGAUUUAGAGUAUACAAUUAAUGCAGAGGAGUCUUUGCUACAUUCUUUACAAGCUUCUGACGAUAGUUUAGACGCGAAUACAGUUGUGCUGAAAAAUAGUAGCAAUUCAAACCUAGACCCUGGGCAUAUAGAAAUGGGAAAUAAACAAAAUUCAUUAAAACCGCCUACUGAGGCUGGUACAGCAGAAGAGCCCGGCAGCUACCUUACUAAAGAUUCCACAGAAUUAACUUCUGACCAUGUAGAUUCUGCUGUGACGGUUACACUACCAUCAAGUACAGACAAGCUCCAGGUCAAUGGUAGUAAAGAAGUCAAUGAUACAGAAAGAGCAUCUGAAGAGCUUACACUAGAAGAUAAAACCAAGCCAACUGAUACAAAAAUAAGCAAAGAAACAAUUAAUUCAGAAGACAUCAUUUAUAACAAUGUCAAUGUGGAUAUGCCAAACCGAGAUGUACAACUGCCAACAUGUAUAGAUAACAGCAAAUCUGAUGACAAUUUUGUGGUGCCUGUAGACUUCCCACAGAGUGAAAUCAUGAAUGAAGACAAUCCAGAAAAAACAAACCAAAUAAAAUCGGAGGAAGUACAAGUUAGAGAAGAAACCGUAAAUAACCUCUCUUUAGUCCAAGAUGAAAUAGAAAGCAAACCCAGUUCUUUAGUUUGUAAAGAAGAAAGAUUACAAACCACCUGUCCCACUGUUCCAGAUGAAGUUAUUCAAGCUGAUCAGAAGGAAUCCAUCACGGAAGUAACUCAGAAUUCCAUAAUUUACUCAGAUGAAACCAGUAAUGAAUUUGAGGGAGUAAAUUUAAUAGCUGAGGCUAUCCCUUUGCUAGCGAAUGAAAAUAACCUACCGAGUUCUGCCAGUAGUCAGAAAGACAGCGAAUCUUCAGAUGUAAGUAGCCAUUUUGUAGAAGAUAACCUAUUUGCCAGUGCUGCCCAAAUUGAAGAUGACCAAGCUAUUCUGAGUAGCAUUAUUGCACCACAGGACCAGAUUAAUGGCUCUGAUGCCAUACAGGACCAGAAGAGUAGCAGUGUUGUGUCACAGGAGCUGGACAAAUGCAGUGUUGCAUCAGAGGAGCCCAACAAAUGCAAUGUUGCAUCACAGGACCACAUCAUCACUGUAGUGGAGGAGAAUGUGGCUAAUGGUAUUGUCACCUGUUCAGAUGCCACAGCGGAAGCAGAGUCUCGGCACACUAGCAAUGAACAUGAAAUGCCAACACCUGUUGUUGAACCAAAAGAUGAUCAUUCACAAAAUACAAUAGAACUGUCAGCAAAUAUAAAAGAUCCAAGCAUCAGUGAGCUAGAUGUUGCUGUGGCUGUGGACCAAAUAACAGAAGACUUAGAAAAUAUUGACCGUGCCCAUUUGAUCACAUUAAACAAUGCUGAUGUGAAAACGGAAGAAAGCUUUAGCACAAUACUAAAUAAUGAUGUUGCUGGUGCGAAUGAGCAUGUCUCUGUAGUCACCACAACGAAUACAUUACAAAAUGGUUGCCUUGAUGAUUCAUAUACCACCAUCCUCACCGAGAAACAAAUGCAGCACACAGAAAACGUGCAGAAUUCCCCAGGAGUACAAAAAAGUCCAAAAUCCAGUUUUAAUGCCUCAAUAGGAGAGGACAGUGUUCUAGAUUCAUCUUCGGACAUGGAAAUGUUUGCUGAAACUAUUCGAAAGUUGGACAGCCCAAUCACUUUGCCUCAGAAAAGAAAGAACCCCAGAGCUCCUAGGUCGCCAGGUGUGUAUUAUGGCCUUCCCCCUAUCCAUGAGGAUUACAUGGAAAAGAUAUUGGACAAUGACGCAUUCUCUUUUGGCUUGGGAAAGAAAAAUAGGCCUAGAGAGUUAGCGCCUAUGGCAAUGUUUAAAAUGCAGAGCAAAGAGACUGCCGAGAAACUAAAGCCUAAAAGGGCAUCAGCUGAACAGAGCAUGCUUUUGAAAUCUCUGAGGUCGCAGAGAGAACCACCUUCAGUGCCACAGGAAACAUGUGACAAGGAAAAUGCAGAUGUAUCUGAUGUAGCAGUCAAGAGAUCUCGUAUAGAAUCCUUUUACUCUGGCCUGAAAUCACCAUUUGCAGCAAGAGAAGAUAAUGUGUUCUCUCCAACUGUCACCACAGUCAGCACAAUGACUACCUCCUUCGACACACCCAGGAAGGAGUUUACUCCCCUAGGCAAAACCUGUGAUCUGAAAACUACAGACUGUGCAAAGACAGCUCACACGGCAGUGAGGCAAGAUUUAACAGUGCCGUCCUCAGAUUUCCCACAAAGUACUCCUGCAGAGCACUUGCUAUCUACCCCCGUAUGCAGCAUGGACAACCACCUGGGGUCUAAAGACGGUGCACAUGCUGACUUGGCCUUAUCACUGCCUGAUAUCAAUGGCCAGCAGGAGGAAAAUCACUGUACAACUGAUGGGAAAGAAGCAUUACUGCCUCUAAAAAGCACUUCAAAUAUUGACAGACUGGAAAACGAUGUCAAGGACAUAUUUUAUUUUAAGGGUCAGGAUCAACAAUCCUUAGUGCCAAGCCUCCGUUCAGGGGUUCAGUCUUUGCAAGGUGCUGAAAAGAUCAACCCCAGGCCAGGAAAGUUGGUGAUUCUCACAGAAGCUGAGCAUGGAGGUGCUGUAUUUGAAGUGUUUGCUGACAUAGCAGAUUGUACUCCCUGGGAACUUUCUCCAACGAUUUUCAUCAAAACAAUAAGAGGGUGUUGGAUAAUUUAUGAACAUCCUAAUUUCGAGGGAAGAACCAUUCCUAUAGAAGAAGGUGACAUUGAGGUUACUAAUCCUUGGGGUGAGGAGCAGGAAGAAGAAAGUUCUCCUAAACCUGUGGUGAUUGGUUCAUUAAGACAUGUGAUCAAGGAUUACAGAGUUUGCCAGAUCGACCUGUUUACAGAUCCUGGAGGUUUAGGAAUCAUGACAUCGUAUGCUGAUGAUACAGAGGAGCUGCAAGAGUAUGGCAGGCUGCAGGGAACACGUUCCGUUAAAGUGCAUUGUGGAGUAUGGCUAAUCUAUGAGGAAUCUGGAUUUCAAGGAAUACCCUUUAUACUGGAGCCUGGAGAAUACCCUGACCUGUCAUUUUGGAAUACUCAAGAGGCUUACAUUGGAUCACUGAGGCCUUUAAAAAUGGGAAGCCGCAAAGUUGAAAUCCCCUAUGAACCAAAGAUAAUUAUUUUUGAGAAACCCAUGUUUGAAGGAAGGCAAGUGGAGCUGGACAAAGAAACAAUGACAUUUGAGAACCUUGAAAUACCAGCAGGAUCAGGAGAGGAUGUAGGACUUCCCUUUUCUACAGUUGGAUCUAUGAGGGUUCUUAGUGGAUUGUGGGUUGGCUAUGAGAAGCCUGGAUUUGAAGGUCACCAGUACUUGCUGGAGGAAGGCGAUUACGACGAGUGGAAUAACUGGGGAGGCUACAAUGGAUUACUGCAGUCAUUACGUCCAGUUUUAUCUGACUUUUCAACUCCCCACAUGAUAAUGUACAGUGAGAAAGACUUGGAUGAAAAGGCAGCAAACAUCAAUGUCCUGGGGAUCAUAGCAAAUAUGGAAGAGACAGGUUUUGGAAUGAAGAUACAGUCUAUUAACAUAUUAAGUGGCGUAUGGGUGGCUUACGAAUGUCCUGACUUUACGGGGGAACAAUACAUACUGGAAAAAGGAAUGUACUCUAACUUUAGUGACUGGGGAGCUAAGAGCUGCAAAAUCUCUUCUGUACAGCCAAUUCUUAUGGAAACCCUUGAUAGUCCAUGGGGACAUUUUAAGGUCGAAGUGUUUUCAGAACCUGACUUCCAAGGUCAAAAUCAAAUAUAUGAAGAAGAUGUGAAUAACAUAGACGACUCUUUUAAAAUAAUGUCUUGCAAAAUUUCUUCAGGCAGGUGGACUUUGUAUGACCAAGCAGACUUCUCAGGCAAUCUCUGGGUAUUAGAAGAAGGCACCUUUCCCAAUUUAUGUGCUAUGGGAUGCCCACACGAUACAAGUAUUAGGUCUUUAAAGAUGAUAGCCUAUGAAUUUUCAGAGCCGGAUGCAGUACUUUUUGGAAAGGAAAACUUUAAAGGUAGAAGAGUAAAAGUUAGCAAAGAAUCAACAGAUCUGCAGGCAACAGGCUACUCCCCCGAUUUAAUGUCUCUUGAGGUCCUUGGAGGAAUAUGGGUGUUUUAUGAAUACGCUAAUUACAGAGGUCGACAACUGUUAAUUUCACCAAGUAAGAUCGCACAGUGGCGGCAGUUUAGUGGCUGGAAUAGAAUCGGAUCACUACGUCCCCUUCGACAGAAACGAUUGUACUUUAAGCUUCGAAAUAAGGAAAGUGGAAUGAUGAUGUCAACAAAUGGAAAUGUAGACGAUGUCAAACUUUUAAGGAUACAGGUUAUGGAGGACAACGUAGCUGAAGAUCAGAUCUGGGUUUAUCGAAAAGGAGUCAUUAGAUGUCGAAUUUCUGAAGAAUGCAGUAUGGCCAGUGCAGGGAGCCUGAUCACCGCUGGUAGUAAACUUGGCUUCAGUCUGGAUGAACCUGGAACAUCACCAGUUCUUUGGAGUAUCAGUCCUGAGGGCAGAAUCCACAGCCGAUCAAAGCCAAAUCUAGUUUUAGAUGUCAAAGGGGGCAAUCAGUAUGAUCAACAACACAUUGUGCUGAACCCAGUAACAGAAGGCAAGCUCACCCAGCUGUGGGAAAUAUGUGUUUUAUAAACCGAUACGCUGUAAAGUGGAUAUUCUUGUGACCCAAGGCACUCAUUGUUCAUUCUAUGCGUUGGCUGCCUGCACUGCUGCUAGGAAACCUGUAUCCUGAGAAUCAUGACAUUCAGAGGAUGUUUACAUCACCAAUGAGUUUGCCAUGGAGUCAACUGGUUUUACGUUCAAUGGUUCUUCGAUUGCCUUCUAUUAACUUGUAAAGCCUGAAGCUUGUGCAAUAUUCAAAGGAACUUCAUUUGAACCUUUAGCAUAGUCAAGGCAAAAAAAGGCCUACCAUGUGGAACUUGGAUGUGUUAUAGUGACUCUUGUACAUAGACUAAUAAAAAGUGAGGCAACUUGCAAACCUUCACUACAAACACUUGAUUAUGGAUCUAUAUGUUGUCAUCUCAAAGUGAUACCCGCACUGUUUUAUUGGUACCCACUCAGUUUGAUGUCCCCUUUAAGGCCAUUAUCAAAAACCAAAAGUAUUCAGAAGCACUAAGCUACCUAGACUACAAACCAAUUCACUGGAUUAUCUGCAUAUGUACAAAACUUCUAUUCUAUGUGACUCUUUUCCUGUUUGCCUUGGCAGAUUUCUAUGUAGUUGUACAAUAUUACUGGUCAGUCAGGUGCUGUCUCGCGCAAACUGCUGAGUGUUUUACGUAGAAAAAGUCAUAUUUAAUGGGUGAAUCCUUUUUGGCAAAAUGUAUAGCAUUGGAGCAGUGCUCGUUGUGGACACACAGAGAUUUCACCAUCAUCCUCAAACACACAAAGGGUUUCUUUUUAGUAUGUUCUAAUAGAAUUAUCAAACAAGCAUAUGUAGGUCCCACCAAUAAAUCUUAGAUCAAAUCUGAUAUAUUUGCCAUGCAUGUGCAGCUGGCAGAAGAUAUCUUGGACAUGCCACUGAGAAUCUCUUUCCUCGCUUCUCAACUUUUUCCAUUUGUUUCCCAUCACCAUCUUCAUCAAUUAACGCCUUGUUAUCCUUAGUGUGUCCCAUCCCCUUGUUAUACACCAUCUCUGAUCCCUGCUGCCUCCUCUCCAAUCCUAGGUGCCUUCCCUGUGUGUACAAUAUGCAUCAUCCGUUUUAAACAGGCAUUCUCGUUACACGUGGUCAGGAGCAUGUUUUAAAGAGGCACAGCACUAUUUCUGACCACAAAAGGGGGAAAUUUCCCAGGAAAAAAAAAUACUCCUGAAUGAUUGGAUGUUUUUAUGUAUUUGUUUUCAUGCAUCUUUCAUUCAUCACUACAGAAAAUGGCACAAUACCAGGAGCUGCUUAGUGUUUGGGUAUUAGUGAAAUACAUUACUCAUUUUUUUUACUUUUGUUCCUGGGAACUUACAUUCUAAUAUAGCCUAGUGGUACAUUUGUUAAAUCCUUGCACAUGUGUUGUUGUUAUGUGUGGGUAGGAUUACUGUAAUACAGAUUGUUCAUUGGUUAAGAUAAACAUUUUGAUAAGGACUUUUGAAGAACUGUAGAAGUAGCCACGAGCGGAGAAUGUUGAUGCCAUCGUUUAAUGUAAUUUCUCUGUUGAUUGCAUUUGCAAGAAAAAAGCUCGAGUAAGCUGGGUAUACACAUAUCAAAAUUUGGCGGGUUCAGCAGGAUCUGGAUGAAUUUCGGUACAUUUUGCAGCCCUGUCUGUUCGACUAGUCUAUUUUUGUUAAACGAUCCUGCUGGAAAACCAGCAUUCGAUCCGCCAUUGCAGCCAAUGGCUGAUCAGUGAUUCUUGGCAGCGGGAGUCCCCACUGUCAAAAUACAACAGAGCAGCGGGAGAGAUCCCUGCAUCCACAUAGCUUGUGUGGAUAAAGGAGUUCGUCAUUUUUUUUCUUAAUUCAACUUGCUGGUUGUACAAAACAAAAAAAAAUAUGAUUUUGUGGAACCCGAGCCAGUUGAAAGAAACAACAUCUGUGAAUGUCCCUGUAUAAACAGAUAUUAUCAUUUUCUUUGGAAUUCUACAAAACAUACUACACAAAGAACGUGCUUGUGGUGUGUACCCCAUAAAAGACAAAGUCUAGUUUGGUGUAGAGACAGCUCAUGCAUUCUCAUAAAAGAUGCAAAUUGCUCUCAUUUAAUGAAAACUUGUAUCUUGCUAAAUGUUCUCCUACUAGUGACACUCUUCCAAACCCGGCACUUUAAGUCAUGCCCAUACUAUGCUUUCUCUGGUGGAAUUUCGGGUAGAAUACAAGACAGGAAAGCAUUCAUAGAAUUAAUAUAAAUAGGAAAUGUAUGGGUGCUGAAUAUUUAUGGAAAAGCUCACAAGCAAUAAAAGUAUUCAGUAUUUCUGACCACUGGAUGUUAAAGCUUUAUUUUAAGAUAUUUUAAAAGAAAAUAAUAUAAAUAUGGCUUUAUUAAAAAAAAAAAAAAAUACCUUCUGUGCCUUACAUGUUUGUCGUUAAAAGGUUUACUCUUUUUUUGUCUCUGGACUCCUUUAUAGUUGGUGGAUAUUUUUCUACAAUCCUUUUUUUGAAAUAUAAAUAAAACAGAUUUUACCUUUGAA